GGCGCCGCAGCGCGCGGCGCGGGGUGAGAGGUCGGGACGAUGGCGGCGGCCUUGGGCGAGGAGGCGCCGGACAACGAGGACUACUACGGGCUGCUCAACGUGCGCCGCGAGGCCUCCCAGGAGGAGCUGAAGGCCGCGUACCGCCGGCUGUGCAUGCUGUACCACCCCGACAAGCACCGCGACCCCGAGCUCAAAACCCAGGCUGAGCGGCUCUUCAACCUUGUCCACCAAGCGUAUGAAGUGCUUAGUGAUCCACAGACCAGAGCCAUCUAUGACAUAUAUGGGAGGAGAGGACUGGAGAUGGAAGGCUGGGAGGUUGUGGAACGAAAGAGAACUGCAGCUGAAAUCAGGGAAGAAUUUGAGCGUUUGCAGAGAGAGAGGGAAGAGCGGAGACUGCAGCAGAGAACUAAUCCAAAGGGAACAAUUAGUGUGGGAAUAGAUGCCACUGACCUGUUUGAUCGCUAUGACGAGGAAUAUGAAGAUGUGCCUGGGAGCAGCUUUCCCCAGAUUGAGAUAAACAAAAUGCACAUAUCCCAGUCCAUCGAGGCACCCCUGACUUCCACAGACACAGCAAUACUAUCUGGUAACCUUUCCACCCAGAAUGGGAAUGGAGGGGGAUCAAUUAAUCUUGCACUGAGACGAGUGACAUCUGCCAAGGGAUGGGGAGAGUUGGAGUUUGGAGCUGGAGACCUUCACGGACCUCUCUUUGGGUUGAAGAUAUUUCGUAAUCUUACACCAAGAUGUUUCAUCACCACAAACUGUGCCCUGCAGUUCUCGUCACGCGGGGUCCGCCCUGGCCUCACCACGGUCCUGGCCCGAAACCUGGACAAGAACACAAUGGGCUACCUGCAGUGGCGGUGGGGCAUCCAGUCAGCCAUGAACACCAGUAUUGUCCGGGACACCAAAACCAGCCACUUCACUGUGGCAAUGCAGCUGGGAAUCCCCCAUUCUUUCAUGAUGGUCAGUUACCAGCAUAAGUUUCAGGAUGAGGAUCAAACACGAGUGAAAGGUUCUCUCAAGGUGGGUUUCUUUGGGACCAUAGUGGAGUAUGGAGCAGAGAGGAAGAUUUCCAGACACAGUGUUUUAGGAGCCACUGUCAGCGUUGGUGUUCCUCAAGGAGUGUCCUUGAAAAUCAAGCUGAAUAGGGCCAGCCAGACCUACUUCUUCCCUGUCCAUCUAACAGAUCAGCUGCUUCCCAGCGCCGUGUUCUAUGCCACCGUGGGACCUCUCGUUAUCUACUUCGCCAUGCACAGGCUGGUCAUCAAACCCUACCUCAGGGCACAGAAGGAGAGAGAGCUGGAGAAGCAGCGGGAAAGCACAGCCAGUGACAUCCUACAGAAGAAGCAGGAGGCUGAAGCUGCAGUCCGGUUAAUGCAGGAGUCAGUCCGAAGGAUAAUAGAAGCAGAGGAAGCCAGAAUGGGUCUGAUUGUAGUGAACGCCUGGUAUGGGAAGUUUGUUAAUGACAACAGCAGGAAGAAUGAGAAGGUGAAGGUUAUAGAUGUGACUGUGCCUCUGCAGUGCUUGGUGAAGGAUUCUAAACUCAUCCUUACAGAGGCCUCCAAGGCUGGGCUUCCAGGCUUCUACGAUCCCUGCGUGGGUGAGGAGAAGAGUUUGAAAGUGCUUUAUCAGUUCCGAGGAGUUCUGCACCAAGUGAUGUCAGCUGACAAUGAGGCCCUUAGGAUACCAAAGCAAUCUCACAGGAUCGAUGCCGAUGGCUAAUGCGGGGAACACGCAUCUCUCACGGUACCUGGGUCAAUGGAAACUGCAAAACCUCCCCCGGACGCUGCAAGUUUCAACAGAGACACUUUUAUUUUUACUGUCUGUAUAGCAGGCGGUGUCCUGGCAGUUCUGUUAGGGACAAAAGGACAGACCCUGCUGCUUCAGGCAGCUCCCAGGCAAUAUCUGAGUUGUGGCUCGGUACCCAAUAAAGCAGCGUGACUCUGAGUGCACAGUGCUUUCUGCCGAGGGGCUGAGCGGGCACCCUGCUCCCAGCUGGCCACGGCCCAUUCUGCACUCACACCUCUCUCCUGGUGCACAGCAGGGACAAAGACCUGUUCUUCUCACUUCUCCACGUACUUCCUGGGGUAGGUAACACACCUGCUCCUUCUCAUGAGGGGAAUUUCAGUUCUCUGGCCACGUCCUAGAAAUCCCCUGUGCAAAUACUUUUGGAGAGAGGUCAGUGAUUGUUUCAAUCUCAAAUCUGUGUUUGAAAUGCACUUGUUAGAAAAAGUAUGUGCUUAAGUAUGAAUGAACUGCUCUUCCAGACAAGGACACGGUGUAUCAUAGUUUUGUUGAUUCUUCUGCCACCCACAACCAUGUAUUAUUAAGGAUUUCCAGAAAAGAGGAAAGCAAGUGAGGGAGAAGGACAGCAAUUAAUUUCAUUUGAUUCUGAUGCUGCAACUAUCUCUUAAUAUCUAAUUUAUUUCUAGCAAAAAUAAAUGUAGUUCAUAAAGUAAACCAUACCAAAGUGAGAGAGGCCAAAUGGAUAAAGAGCUGAAAAUGUAACACUCAUCUGCCCUUUCUGAAAAGCAGCAGUUAUGGCAUAGAUCCAUUGGCUUUGUCUUGCCUAGAAGCCCUGCCAGGGAUUUCCAGCAGAAGGGCAGUCCUAGGCUGGUGACAGAGCAGCUGGAAACAGCACCUUACAGAAUCUACUACACACUGGGUACAUCAGCACAUCAGAGGCUUUUGCAGGGACAAGAAAUCAUGGUGGCUGCUCCUUGGUCAGUUUUGCUCUGGCUAAGUCCAGAUCAGCCUUCAUUGCUCAUGGGUGAAAGCAGAGGGGAAAACACCAAUGUCUUGGCAAUGCAGAGUUGCUUUUGACAACUCCUGCAAUAACUCCUUUCCUGACAUGGACCUGG
Messenger RNA from Pseudopodoces humilis (Tibetan ground-tit), 2858 nucleotides. It is a transcript of the gene DNAJC11, whose product is annotated as DnaJ heat shock protein family (Hsp40) member C11. The record is from RefSeq and is a predicted model, not a curated record. NCBI's taxonomy places the organism in Eukaryota, Metazoa, Chordata, Aves, Passeriformes, Paridae. Gene Ontology annotation, biological process: cristae formation.